GUAAUAACAUUUUAUUUGAAAUAUGACAAAGUUUCAGUAAGUCAAAUUUCUGAUUGGUAGAGAUUGUUCCUUUCUUCUAAAAAAGAACGAUGCAAAUUAGUGUUGAUUUUGGACUACAUUCUUAAUUUGAAUAGUGUUAUCAUCCACAGAGUAAAAUAUUAAUCCAUUUAACAGAAUGGAGAUGGCAGAAAGAACUGAGGAAAGCCCAUCCGGAAGCAGCUGGUGGGGCUCCUUUAUUGACACAGCGAAAUCCAAGAGUGCAUCUGUUUUGGAGGCUGUAAAAAAGGAUCUGGAUGAACUAUCGACAGCUGUUCGCACUGAAGCAUCCAAUGCUGGUGCAGCAAUUGCUGGAACACUGAAGCUCGACGAACCUGAUUCUACAGCCAACACAGUGAAGAAAAGUUUGAGUUCAUUCUUGGGUCAAGUCUCUGAAGUCCUAAUUCCCAGUAUUGAAGAUGAUGAAACUGAAGCUGUAUUGAUAACUAACAACGGCACCGUGACACUCACAGGAUUCCAGAAGCAUUUAGCAGAAUUGCAAGCCAAUGAGGACACAUAUGUGACUGAACCGAGUGAUGAUCUGGUAGAGAAGUACCAGAGAUGGCUUCAAGUUGUGGAACAAGAUCAAUUUACAGAACAGCGAUUGGCAAAGCAUUUGACUAGUAGUCAAAUUCUUAACGAAAAGUAUCUUUCCUUAGUGCCUGACAGUGUACCACAUAUGGAAUUUUGGAAGCGAUAUCUCUUCCGACGAGCUCUCCUUGAAGAUGCCCUGGCCAAUGCCGAGAAGGCCGAGCGACGUGCAAAACAAGAACAGACCACUGAAGAUACUGUCUCACCCGAUAUCACGGUUAUUCAAACGGAACAACCGAAGAAGUCGUCAGAAAUUGACCAAAUUCCUGAAAACAAGCCAUCUCCUGAAUCUGGUAUUGUGCUCAAGGAGGACCUCAAAUGGGAAAAUGAAGAAUUUGAAUGUGAUGUUGAGUUGUCUGAAGAAGAGCAAGCUCGUCUCUUGGCAGAAUACGAGGCUGAAAUACAAGAACGCGAAAAAAGGAAGUCCCUGAUCGAAGGAAAGUCUAAGUCCCAAAAUAAUAAAAAUGAAAAUAAAUCAAAAACUCCUGCAGCGAAAACAUCCACGACACCGGCCAAAGGACAAAAGGUAACACCUCAGAAGACGACAUCUCAGAAAGCAACGGUGUCACCAAAGACUUCAGGUAACAAGAAAGCGGGUACGCCAGAGAAUAAGAAACAGCCACAGAAAGCUACCACGGAUACCACCAGUAGUUCUUCAGAUAAGGCAAAUGAUAAAUUGAAUGUGGAGAAAAAUCACUUUCCCAAGGAGGACGCUUCUUCGAAUUCAGACGAGAGUUGGGAAAAGGAGUUUGACUUGGAGGAGCAGUAGAGAUAGUAGACAAUUCUAUUCCGCUCAUCUUAUAAAAAAAAGAUACAAUUUGUUUUAACUAACAACUUCUCAUUCUAUUGUUUUCGUAAAAAUUAUUAGCCCUCUUUGCCUGAAGAAGCCUACUGAGUGCGAAUAUGGGAAUGAUCACGUUGAGAUGUGCGAGUAUAAACCUUUAAUCUGAAAAGUUAUAUUGCAUCCCUUAAUAUACACAAAUACCUAUACAUUAUUAUAAAACGAAAUCUUUUUAUUGAACUUUUAGGUUAAUAACUAACACCUUAUGUUAUAAACUGAACACACUGCAAGUGUGAUAUGUAACAAUAUUAUUAAAAUAAAUUUUACAAUGAA
Phlebotomus papatasi is the source of this 1741-nucleotide messenger RNA. RefSeq names its product BSD domain-containing protein 1-A-like. The record is from RefSeq and is a predicted model, not a curated record. NCBI's taxonomy places the organism in Eukaryota, Metazoa, Arthropoda, Insecta, Diptera, Psychodidae. Gene Ontology annotation, cellular component: cytoplasm. The transcript is spliced from 6 exons. The coding region runs from base 176 to 1396 and encodes 406 amino acids.